Molecule: messenger RNA, 438 nt
Organism: Gongylonema pulchrum
Lineage: Eukaryota; Metazoa; Nematoda; Chromadorea; Rhabditida; Gongylonematidae
Source: the annotation of a GenBank genome assembly
GGCGCUGCUCACAUGCUAAAUCCAUCAGCAUCCUGUUACCUGGCACGCAGUGCAGCAUUGCCUUCACAGUCGCAAUCUCAGGAAAUUCGGAAUGCUUGGAUGAAGCAAGCUUGGAUACAAACGUCACGUAAGGAAGCUAAUUUAGCAAAUCCGUUUCUCGAGGAAAAUCUGGGUGAUUAUCUGGGGCAGUCGCAUGUGAAUGUGCCAUCCAGAAACUGGUCUCCAAAUUUAUCACAUGUAGCUAGAACAAGAUUCGCGUGUUUGCUUUGCAUGCGUCCCUACAAGAGUUACGAUCGCUUACGACGGCACGAAAAGUACGCACACGGAAUUGGAACUUCAGCUCAAACGGACACGGCAGGAAGCAUUGAUGUGGUCAACAAUUUCUUCAAAUGCUCACUGCGCGACAAAUACUACAAUGGGAAAGGAAGCCCUAAAUGA